Plectropomus leopardus (leopard coralgrouper) is the source of this 534-nucleotide messenger RNA. RefSeq names its product dickkopf-related protein 3-like. Gene Ontology annotation, molecular function: co-receptor binding; receptor antagonist activity. The record is from RefSeq and is a predicted model, not a curated record. NCBI's taxonomy places the organism in Eukaryota, Metazoa, Chordata, Actinopteri, Perciformes, Serranidae. Gene Ontology annotation, cellular component: extracellular region. Gene Ontology annotation, biological process: negative regulation of canonical Wnt signaling pathway; multicellular organism development.
AUGUUGGGGAAUCUGUGGAUGAUCUGCCUGUGUCUCUGCUUCUGUGGGGCUGAAGCUCGCAUUUGGGCCUGGAUGCUCAACAUGCCUCACAGCCCUCCCAAAGACGGAGCAAAGACACUUAAAGAGAGUGCUCCUGGAGCCAAAGCAACCACGGCUGUUUGCGAUCAUGACAGGGCCUGUGGUCGGGGUUUCUCCUGUGAUCGACACUUUGGCCUUUGUGUUCCCCUGCGAGGGGAGGGCCACUAUUGUCGGAGGGACGCACAGUGUGUCCGCGGACUCAGCUGCAUGUUUGGGAAGUGCCAUCGCAGCAUCCCUAAUGGACAAGAGGGUGCCAGAUGUAAAGUUGACAGGGAUUGUGGGGCAUCAAUGUGCUGUGCUCGACACCACGGUGAACAGGUGUGCAAGAGACGUCUGAUCCGCGGCGAGAGCUGCUAUGUUCCCGACGGCGGUCUGGCAUUCAGCAUAAACCAGAUUUGUCCUUGUGAUGACGGACUACUGUGUCGAGAAAACGGUGCAUCACACCAGAGAGAGUAA